AUUAAAGUACUAGAAAGUGAAGCAAAGAACCAUCUUCCUUUUUGAUUGUCUUACCUUAACCAUGAAGAUGAUGAUGAUGGUUCAUGAUAUUCAUACCUUGUUCUUCUUCAUGGCCAUUCUCAAUCUUAACAUAGCUCUUUUGAGUUGUGUGUCAGCAACUGAAUUUGUGUAUAACAGAAACUUCAACUCCACAAACACCAAGCUCUAUGGAAAUGCCACAAUCCAAAACUCCAUUCUCUCUCUCACUAACCAAACUUACUUUUCCAUUGGCCGUGCCUUUUACCCUUUCAAGAUACCAAUGAAGAAACAAUCAAAUUCUACCCUUCUUCCCUUUUCAACCUCUUUCAUAUUCUCCAUUGCUCCUAUCAAGAACUUCCCCAUUGCUCAUGGCUUUGCUCUCUUCUUCACUCCUGUCAUGGCCAUCCAUGGUGAACUCUCAGGGAACUACAUGGGACUAUUUAACCGUUCCACAGCAGGUAACGCCUCAAACCAUGUAUUUGCCAUUGAGUUUGAUGAUUUUAGGAAUGAGGAGUUCAAUGAAUUGAAUGAUAACCAUGUUGGUGUUGAUGUGAAUUCAAUGAUGUCUGAGUAUUCUGAACCUGCUGGGUUUUGGGGUGGGAAAGAUGGUGAAACAAUGGAGGAAUUGAAGCUUGCUAGUGGUGAAAAUUAUCAGGUUUGGAUUGAGUUUGAUGGUUCACAUAUCAAUGUUACUAUGGCCAUAGCAGGGCAUAGGAAGCCUCAAAGGCCUUUGAUUCAUAAUAAGCCUAUUAACCUUUCUGGGGUUUUCUUGGAUGAGAUGUAUGUGGGGUUUUCUGGGGCAACAGGGAGAAUGGUUGAUGAGUGUAGAAUCUUGGCUUGGAGUUUUAGCAAUUCGAAUUUUUCGAUCGGUGAUGCCUUGCACACCAACCGUUUGCCUUUAUUCGUGCAUCCAAAGGCAUUGGUUUAUAGAUCAAAAUAUUUCAUUUUGGGGGUCAUUUUUGGUGGAUUGAUAGUUAUUGGUUGUGGUACUUUGGUGUUUAUGAGUUUAUUAUUAAGAUCCAAAGGAAAAAGAGGAGGGAAAGAUGAACAGGUUGAAGAUUGGGAAUUGGAAUAUUGGCCUCACAGAAUUAGCUAUGAAGAGAUUUGUGUUGCGACGAAUGGAUUCUCCGAGGAGAAUGUGAUUGGGAAUGGGACAAGUGGGAGAGUUUACAAGGGAGUGUUGAAAGGUGUAGAAGUCGCGGUUAAGAGAUUCAACCAUGAAACUCAGCAUGAGAUGAGAGAGUUUCUGGCAGAGAUCUCAAGCCUAGGGAGAAUGAAACACAGGAAUUUGGUUGGUUUCAGAGGGUGGAGCAAAAAAAAAGGAGGGAAAUUGAUCCUUGUAUAUGAUUAUAUGGGGAAUGAGAGCUUGGAUAAGAGAAUUUUCGAGUGUGAAGAUGACACCAUGAUACUCAGCUGGGAACUCAGGCUCAGUGUGCUUCAAAAUGUAGCUUGUGGAAUUUUGUACCUACAUGAAGGCUGGGAAUUCGAGGUCUUGCAUAGAGAUAUUAAAGCAAGUAAUGUACUACUCGACAAGGAUAUGAACGCACGAUUGGGAGAUUUCGGCCUAGCCAGGCUGCACCGACAGGAAAACGUGUCUGACACAACAAGAGUGAUUGGAACUCUGGGUUACAUGGCACCAGAGCUAGUCCGAAUUGGUCGACCAUCAACCGCUACUGAUGUGUACAGUUUUGGAAUAUUGAUCUUGGAAGUGGUGUGUGGGAGAAGGCCUAUUGUGGUAGAUAAACCUGCAUUGGUUGAUUGGGUAUUUUCCCUUAUGGAGAAAGGGCAAUUGAGUUUUGCCGUUGAUGAGAGGCUGAAGAAUCAAAGUGGUUUCAGCACUGAGGAAGUUGAGAGAGUGUUGCAUUUGGGUUUGUUAUGUGCAAGUUCAGACCCUGGUAUUAGGCCAGCAAUGAGGCAAGUGGUGAAAAUUUUGGAAGGAAUAAGAAACUGUGAUUGUAAUGAUUCAUGCAUCAAUAUGAGUCUUCUUGGGAAAAUAAACUCAGCGGCAUCAUGGUCUAGGAGUUCAACAAGUUCUGCCACUGUGAAUUAUCCUACUUUUGAUGAAAUUUUGCAGACUAAGUUCUAUUCCACAGCAUCUCAAAGCUUCUCUUAUCCAAGCCUACAACCAGAUUCUGAGUCAAUCUCAGAAGGAAGAUGAGAAUUGAAAUUGAGUCUAUCACCAUGUAGAGUGCUAGAAGCACUUGCCGCUGCUUUGUAAGUCUUUUGUAACACUGAAGGAUGAUGCUUCUUGUCAUCAAUUUCUGUAACAUAAUUUUUUUUUCCACUUUUGUUUAAUUUUUUUUUAAAUGUUCAUUGCAACAUUAUAAUUAAUAUAUCUCGUGGAUUUGUCA
Molecule: messenger RNA, 2369 nt
Organism: Arachis duranensis
Lineage: Eukaryota; Viridiplantae; Streptophyta; Magnoliopsida; Fabales; Fabaceae
Product: probable L-type lectin-domain containing receptor kinase VII.2
Exons: 1
Coding region: 62-2176 (704 amino acids)
Biological process (GO): protein phosphorylation
Cellular component (GO): plasma membrane
Molecular function (GO): protein kinase activity; ATP binding; carbohydrate binding
Source: RefSeq, a predicted model, not a curated record